Molecule: messenger RNA, 747 nt
Organism: Priceomyces carsonii
Lineage: Eukaryota; Fungi; Ascomycota; Pichiomycetes; Serinales; Debaryomycetaceae
Gene: TPI1
Product: triose-phosphate isomerase
Exons: 1
Coding region: 1-747 (248 amino acids)
Biological process (GO): gluconeogenesis; glycerol catabolic process; glycolytic process
Cellular component (GO): cytosol
Molecular function (GO): triose-phosphate isomerase activity
Source: RefSeq, a predicted model, not a curated record
AUGGCUCGUCAAUUUUUCGUGGGUGGAAAUUUCAAGAUGAACGGUACCAAGGAGUCCGUCACUAAGAUUGUAGACAACUUGAAUAAGGCUGAUUUGCCAAAAAAUGUUGAGGUUGUCAUUGCUCCACCAGCACCAUACAUUGCCUUAGCAGUCGAAGAAAACAAGCAACCUACUGUUCAGAUUUCUGCUCAGAAUGUGUUCGACAAGGCAUCUGGUGCAUACACAGGUGAAAUUUCUCCAGAUCAGGUCAAAGACUUGGGUGCAACUUGGACUUUGACUGGACAUUCAGAAAGAAGAACUAUUAUUAAAGAAUCCGAUCAAUUUAUUGCAGAGAAGACAAAGUUCGCUUUAGAACAAGGUUUAUCAGUAAUCUUGUGUAUCGGCGAAACAUUAGAAGAACGUAAAUCUGGUGUUACACUUGAUGUUUGUGCCAGACAAUUGGAUGCUGUAUCCAAGAUAGUGUCUGACUGGUCCCAUAUAGUUGUAGCUUAUGAACCUGUCUGGGCAAUUGGUACAGGUUUGGCUGCAACUCCUGAUGAUGCACAGGAAACCCACAAGGGUAUCAGGGCUCACUUGGCCAAGACCAUUGGCGAGAAGGCAGCCUCUGAAAUUAGAAUUUUAUAUGGUGGUUCAGUCAAUGGUAAAAACGCUUCUGAAUUCAAGGACAAACCAGAUGUUGAUGGCUUUUUAGUCGGUGGUGCUUCUUUGAAACCAGAGUUUGUCGACAUUAUCAAAUCGAGAUUGUAG